UAUCAUGGAAAAUGUUAUUUAGGCUAGCACUUGAACAUAUGUUGUUCAAGCUCGAAUGACCAGAAACUAAUCGCAGCCCAAUAAUGGUUGCUUUUUCAAAAUGCUCAAGCUACCCAGUAAAACAACACCAUCUUUUCCACCGGGUAAAAAGAACGCAUUAACAUUUGGUUCAUUGACCACCAAAACCUCCCAAUUCAAGCCAUUUAAAGGAGCAGUCGCAGCUUUUAGCCCUCCCCCAUGAUCCUUCUUCCUAGCGUGCUUAACCAACUUAUCAUCAAGAAAUUCAUCUUCUUUACGCCAAUCUCCCUCAAGAUUCCUCCCUUCAACAGUCUCACACUAGGCCCUCAAUGUUUCAUGAGCUCUUCCCUCAUGAACUCAGGAGAAGUAUACCCCGUAUCACUCCACACAGUCUCAUGAUGCAAGCUGAGGCGAAUUCGUGAACAAGAACGUCACCGCAUCACGUUAUUACUAAUACCGACGACUCCGUUUUAAUCUCCAGCUAACUUGGCUUCUUCUCUUCUGCUCCAGAUCGGUCUUUUGCGCCAAAACAUUCCAGAAGUCAGUUCACUCUGUAACAUCUCAUGAUUUAACCCUUUUACUAAAUCCCGAAUUGCAUCAUUCGACAUCAAUCCAAUGCAAUCAUCCGAGAUGAGAAUCAAGAAAAUGGUGUCGCAUUACCAGUUCGAAGAACAAAAAUAAUGCAGCGGAACGGGAAGCCCCAUAGAUAGGAGCAUAAAUGGUGUCAUAUAUCCAGAUUUUAUUUCGGGUCUGGGUUGAAUAAGCUGGGCUCGGUCCAUUAGGCCCGAUUGAAAUGACGUCGUAUUGUAAACCGUGUUGAAAUACAAAAUGAAAUGCACGUGUGCGUUAUGAAAAGGGAACCGUCGUCCUCUCCUGUCGUUAAGAUUCAAAGAUUCAAGAGCGGAAAGGAGGAUAAGUUAGGGUUUAUCUGAUCAUCAACAUCUUGAGGAUCUAUUUUCACUUCCUCAAUCAUCUGUCACUCCGAGAUGACUAGUAAUACGUUAGAUAAGGAGAACGAAGAACCUGCACAAGGUGUGCCUGUUUCUUCUAAUAAUGAAGGACAAAAUUCCAUCAAUCCACAAGUUGAAGCUUCUCGCCCUGUGCCCUUGGCUGUCGAAGUGACUAACCCUGUUCUCCCUGAGGAUCAGCAUCCUCUAAAUGGUACCAACACAGCUACUGAUGCUAACAACUUUGAAAAAGAGUCCACUUCACAUAAAGAAUUAUCAACCUGUGUUGCUUUAGGAGCCACUGGAGGAUCAGACAAGCCUGAUAUUCAACUGCCUCAUGUUGUUGUCAAAGCUGAGUCCAAUGAAGCGCCUGGUGAUAAACCCCAAGAUCAAGUUAAUGAAGUUCCUGAUAUAAAAACUUUAGCUCACGCCAAUGAAGUUCCUGAUGCUAAAACCGAAGUUGAAACCAAUGAAGUUCCUGUUACUGUAACCCUAGUUGAAACUACUGAAAUUCCUAAUAGUAUCAACACCGUUUCCACAAACUCUGAAGCCCCAAACAACGCCUUUCCGACUAGUUCUGAGCCCCCUAAAAACACCAUUUCCAUUAAUUCUGAACUCUCUGUCUACACUGUUUCCUCAAAUUCGGAGACCCCUGCAAAUCCUGAGGCUGAACGUUCUUCCCAGGCACUGCAAACUAAAUUUGAACCUGCUACACCUAAGCCUGAUGUGGUUUCUGCUGACAUAAAACCUGAUAAUGCAAAUAGCACAGAAAUCAAAAGUGAAGUCAAGAAAAUAGAGUUGUCUACACCCACAGCAAAUGAGAACUCCAACUCAACAUAUUCAUUUCUCUUAGAUGAUAAUUAUGAGGGUAGUGAAUCAGGGACUGAGGAGGAGCAAUCUGCAUUCAUGAAGGAACUUGAAAAAUUUUUUAGGGAGAGGAGCAUGGAAUUUAAGCCUCCUAAGUUCUAUGGAGAGGGAUUGAAUUGUCUAAAGUUGUGGAGAGCUGUGACUAGAUUGGGUGGCUAUGACAAGGUUACUUCAUGUAAAUUAUGGCGGCAAGUGGGAGAGUCCUUCAAACCCCCAAAGACAUGUACAACAGUUUCAUGGACAUUUCGAGGUUUCUAUGAGAAGGCACUUCUUGAUUACGAGAGGCACAAGACAUGUGGUGGUGAACUUAGUUUCACCGUAGCUUCUCAAUCAGAGCCUAUGAAUAUGAAUAUUGAUAAUCAGGCUUCAGGAUCUGGCAGAGCAAGGAGGGAUGCUGCUGCCCGUGCCAUGCAGGGAUGGCACUCACAACGUGUUCUUGGUAAUGGUGAAGUCAGUGACCCUAUAAUUAAGGAUAAAAACGCUAUGUCCGUGCAAAAGCGUGAAAAGCAGCUUGGUUUACUUAAACGCAAGAAACCAUCAUACAUUGAACAACCUGUGAAAGCUGCUCGCACCAAACCAUCUAAGCCACAAUUGGACAUAGCAAUAGUUGAUAUUGGACAGCCGGCCGAUUGGGUGAAAAUCAAUGUACAGAAGACUAAAGAUUGUUUUGAGGUUUAUGCAUUAGUACCAGGGCUACUCCGUGAAGAGGUGCGUGUUCAAUCAGAUCCUGCUGGACGGCUGGUUAUAAGUGGUGAACCUGAGCAUCCCGAUAACCCUUGGGGUGUCACGCCCUUCAAAAAGGUUGUGAGCUUGCCAGCGAGAAUUGACCCUCAUCAAACAUCAGCAGUUGUCACACUGCACGGGCAAUUGUUUGUUCGUGUCCCAUUUGAGCCCUCGGACUAGUAGUUUCGGUCAAUAUCUGGAAGGGCAUGAAGCAUUUUAGCAGAAUCAUUAACCCUCGACAAAUGUCCAAAUUUUCAGUUAACCCGUGUAUCCAAUUUAUACUAGUAGGUUAAUGUAGUCUUGUCUGCCAAACUGAUGCUAGUUAGUAGAGUCUUUUCUUCAGGUCUUCAAUUGCCUUUCGCACGCAUUUUAUGUUGAUGGAGACAGCGAAAGAGGCUGUAUGAUGUUAUAUUUUAAAUAGUUAGCUUGCGCAAAUUACUUGUAACUCUUAAUUUGGCUGAUGUUCUCACAAGCGUCCUACCUUCAUUUAUCACACAGUCUGUUAGCU
Molecule: messenger RNA, 3063 nt
Organism: Mangifera indica (mango)
Lineage: Eukaryota; Viridiplantae; Streptophyta; Magnoliopsida; Sapindales; Anacardiaceae
Product: AT-rich interactive domain-containing protein 6-like
Exons: 13
Coding region: 1005-2735 (576 amino acids)
Biological process (GO): regulation of transcription by RNA polymerase II
Cellular component (GO): nucleus
Molecular function (GO): DNA binding
Source: RefSeq, a predicted model, not a curated record